AUGCCGUGUGUAAUUCAAAAUAAUCAAACGAAAAAUUAUGGGUGAACAACACGAGUUUCGUACGACAUCGCUGUUUCACCAAUUUAAGCGAGGAAUAUAUCUUCUUGAAUAGAAGUAGCGUUAAAUGCCAAGCGUACGUCGUCAACGUACGUCGGUUAGAUUAAAAUGUCUGCCGUAUUUACUAUCCGUGAGGCAGAUUUUGAUGAUCUUGAUGAUGAGGAAUUUUUGAAUGAAGCAUUAAAUUUCGAAUCUGAACAGCUCACAAAAGGCGUUCCCUGCCAAAAUAUCUCUGACUACAAUGGACCUGGUAAAAUGAACGAGUGUCACAGCAAGCAAAAUAUUUUACGCAGCAAAGGCUCCUCAGUCAACUCGUUCCCUAAUUCUGGCAAAUCUAGUUCGAGUCUGCGAUCAUCUUCAAGUAUUUUUUACACGUCCAGCAACCAACCUGGAUGCUCAAAGCGCACACCUGGUGAUUUUGAUGAUCAGCUGUCAGCGGAACCUCCCAUGAAGAGGCUAAACUGUGUGGAAGAGAAACAGAGUUGCACUUUGGGAAAGGAUCAGUCUUUAUUAUCUCUGACUGCAGCAAUCACGACGAGGAAAGCAAGUGAAUACAUGACUGGUGUUUCGGCAGAACCGAAAGUGUCAGUGAAUGUCAAGGAUAGCCGGAAUUUCAAUUUCAAUCCUGUUAUUAGUUUCAGUACUACUAGUAAUAUAUCGGAUGGUCUGAGGUACGUGCAGAAUACUACUUCGGCAGUUUCGUCACCAAGAUUGACAGACGGUAGACCGGAGAACUUAAUUGGAGCACAAUCAGCACAAACUUCAAAUAUACGAAGCAAAUACAACGAUAAAGACUCGUCUAGAGGCGUUUUACGGGAAACAUUGUCUCAGACUUCAGUUUCUAAACAGACUUUAGAAUGUAACAGAUUUAGCAAGGAUUGUUUAAGGCGGUCGUGCCUAUCUGAAAUCCUGAGUGAUACGCAUACCAACUCCACUCUUCCAGUUACGCCAACAACACAUUUUACUUUAAAGAACUCAUCACGAGGUACAAAAACACCUUCGGUUGAUAUACACACACCGAAACGAAAAGGUUUUGCCAGAGAAUCACCAGUUCUGACUUAUUUAAGAACGUUUACAGACGAGAAACGAUGCUCUACUCCGAGAAGAUUUCCUGGUCCAGCUGGAAUACUACCCCCGAAAAUGGAUCCAGAUCAAACCUUGGACAGUAUUCGAAGUCUGUCGUCAACUGAAUCUCCCACGAAGAUAACACCUCGGCUUUUUGAACUGGGUUCAUGUGAUGAAGUAGAUGACUUUGCAAUAAAACCGUGGACUUUGAUGCAAGAGAAAGUUGCAAAAGAUUUUCCGGAUGCGUGCGAUACACUUGCGUCUGUAGUAAGGAAGGCUGGAUCACAGGAACUUCAUAGGGGGAAAGUGGCAUUUUUAGCUGUGUUAGUUAAAUCGUUCAACCCAAAUGGUUUGGAUUUUAGUAUUGUAUUAAAAGAUCCUUCAGGUGAAAUGCACGGAGUGGUGCAUAAGAAGGUUAUCGAGAAAGUUGAACUUGGACCUGGAUGCGGUUUCAUACUCAAGCAGGUUUCUGUUUUUAGUCCAUCACCACGAAAACAUUAUUUAAACAUCACCCCAAGAAAUAUUGUCGAGGUUUUUCCAGCUGUCGCAGAUCCAUCCAGCAAGGAGUCGGGUUCAGAUGUUACAACGUUGCGUGAAUCAAAACAGUGUGACACACAGCCGAUGUGUCUGGAUUCAGGCAAAGAAAUACAUCAAGCCGAGACAGUUGAAGAAUCAAAUUUUGAUGAACUCCUCGAAGGAUUAGACGACGAUGAUGAUAUGCUCCAAGAGGCAAUGAACUUAUGAGAGACCACAUACAGUCUUUACCUACCCGCGUCCCCGUGUAAUUUUGUUUUAAUUGAUGCAAUAUUAAAUUAUGUUUGUUGUA
Molecule: messenger RNA, 1948 nt
Organism: Dendronephthya gigantea
Lineage: Eukaryota; Metazoa; Cnidaria; Anthozoa; Malacalcyonacea; Nephtheidae
Exons: 11
Coding region: 166-1866 (566 amino acids)
Biological process (GO): recombinational repair
Source: RefSeq, a predicted model, not a curated record